AUGCUGUACGUCCUCGUCCAUCCGUCCAUCCCAGAGGCUCUCUGCUCUUUUAGCUGCUCGGUGUUGGCUUCGGUCUCCUCCAUCAUGCUGGUGCGAGCUCUGCUCCAGACCUCGCUGCUUCUGUGGUUGGCUCAGCAAACUCUGCAAGGCGGAGUUAAACCUCAGAGUGUGUCCUGGGGGAGAGUGUUACCAGCCAGAGGUGUUGGCAUUGGUGUAAAACCUGGAGUCGGCCGUUAUCCAACAGCAGCACUUGGUGUGGGCGGUUACAGAUCUCUUGGUUUAGGAGGAAGAACAGGCCUCAAACAGGGCACUUAUGGGACCCAAGGAGCGUAUGGUGCUAGUCUGGGCACAGGGAUGGGACUUACAAAUGGACUUGGACUGGGAGGAAAACGUGUUUAUGGGACCGGCAUGGGCACUCUGCCAGGAUACGGCACUCUGGCCGGUAUGGGCUAUCCUGGAGCCCGACAAGGCUACCUUGGAGGACCAGGAAACUAUCUGGGAGCGAGUCUGGGUGCUGGUGGCUACGGAGCAGGUCUGGGGCAGGGAGCGUACCUGGGAGGUGCAGCCGGGAAGCUGAAUGGCUAUGGGGAUGGAGUAACAGGAUACCUGGGUGCUAUGGCAGGGAAUGGCUACGGAGCAGAUACAGGAGGAAAGGUUCUGUCUACAGGUUAUGGGAACGGUUAUGGCGACAGUUACGGAGCCGCCCUCAGUACAGGAGCGUAUGCAGGACAGGUCCAGGGAGGCGCAUACGGAGCCCUCGGUACAGGAUUGGACCCAACUGGUGGAAAGUACGGGGGCGGAGCUGCUCAGCUUCCUUAUGGUGGCGCUCCAGUGAUUCCUACUGGACUGGAAGGUGAUGGAGCCUACCCAUAUGCUGCUCAGCACCUCAGCCUUGAGGCUGAAAGUGCUAAAGCCGCAAGCAAAUACGGAGCCGGGGUGCCGUACGGACCUCAGCAAACAGGUUACGGUGCACAGUUAGGAGCCACUCAAGAUGCCUUGGAUGAACCUGCAAAAUAUGGAGGGAAUGGUGGUCUGGCGACUGGAUACAAAGGUUAAUUCUAAUGAUCCUGGACUUCUUCAGACCAAGUCUUCUCCAUAAUCUGUUCAUUUUAAUAUGUUUUUGGAGUUUUCUGUGUGUUUCUCAACAUUUUGUCCCGUUGUCUGCUUUGUCUUGUUUCUUUUAACCCUUUUGUUUUUGUUCUUGUUUUGUUUUGUAGCAGAUGUUUGUUGCCCAUGUCUGUUUGUCUUGCCUCAUCAUCCAUCUUCUGUCAUUGCUGAAAAACUGGUGAUUAAAUACUGAAAUGACGAACUGUUACUGUUUUAACCCAAUAAAUUAUAUGUCAAAUGAUGCU
This is a messenger RNA of Sphaeramia orbicularis (orbiculate cardinalfish), 1352 nucleotides long. Its product is annotated as glycine-rich cell wall structural protein 1.0. The coding region runs from base 1 to 1056 and encodes 351 amino acids. The transcript is spliced from 21 exons. The record is from RefSeq and is a predicted model, not a curated record. Lineage: Eukaryota; Metazoa; Chordata; Actinopteri; Kurtiformes; Apogonidae.